Trichomonas vaginalis G3 is the source of this 1377-nucleotide messenger RNA. RefSeq lists its product as uncharacterized. NCBI's taxonomy places the organism in Eukaryota, Parabasalia, Trichomonadida, Trichomonadidae. The record is from RefSeq and is a predicted model, not a curated record. Bases 1 to 1377 code for a protein of 458 amino acids. The transcript has a single exon.
AUGGUACAACUUAAACAGCUGACAAUCUUUUUGAUUUUCAUGGGUUUUGCAUCAAUACUAUUUAUAUUUCUAUCAGAGAUUUUCCAUCUACAAAGAAUUAGCCAACGUUUUGUUUCAAUUAAAGCAGAAACUGAAUCUACUAGAUAUUGGAAGAGUAAAGUAUUGCCAAUGCUAUAUGAAAACAUAAUUUUAUCUAUCGGGCUCCUUAUAUCCAUUUACUAUAUACGUCCAAUAUGGAAAUCAAUCAGAAAUCAAUACUUAUUUUCAUACGUUUUCCUUAACAUUCAUCAACUUGCAAUAAAACUUCCUGCAAUUCUAUACCAGCAUUACUUUGUAGAUGUUUCUUUCGGCGUUUACACUGCAUCUUCAGGGAAAUUUUUCAUCGACUUAAUUCUCCAUUACAUUAUUAAUAAUUUAUUGUUCACAGCAUUUGUAAUACCUACAAUACUUAUUGGAAAUCGUUUAGCACCUCCAACUACUCAAAAAAUCAUGAUUGAAGAUAAUCAAGAUCAGAUUGCAGAUUCUGAUCCAAAACUAGAAAAUCUUGCAGAUGUAGACCUCCAGGAAUUAGAAGAAAUCGAACCAGAUCCAGAAGAACAUGUUGAAUCUUCCCAAACAGCAUUUCGGACUUCUCCUCUCUGGAUCUACCUUGGUGGAAUACUUAUUUCCCUAUACAUAUUAUCAUAUAUCCUAUAUCCUACCUAUUACAAGCUUUUCCACACAAUAUACAAACCAACUCCUUAUAUUGACCAAAAAUCGCUUGGAAAUCAAUUCCAAAACUUCACAUUCCCCAUGAAAGAUAAGAGAAAUGAAUCAAUUUACAUAAUUCCUAACGAUAUUGAUAAUUUUUAUCGAUUAGAGCUAAUGGGGACAAUAUUCCCAAAGAAAGUCAUUUCCUCUAAUAUACUAUCCAAGUCAGUACCAGAAGAGCUCCGUGCAGGAGCCGUUUACCUAGAUUCUUUAAUUGAUAACCAAGCGAACCUCGUUGGAUUCUUUAUUGGUCUUCUCCGGCCUCUCCUGUUCAUCAUCAUCUUCAAGGUGGUCGAUGCGGCCGGAAUCAAAGAAUUUCACAUCCGACCCGGAAAAACCGUUCCCUGUGUUUUACUUGUUUCCUUCGCUUUCUACAACACGGUCAUGAUUUACGCUGAACCGCUAAUAGCAUCCGUGCCCAGGUACUUCCAGAAAAUUGCAGAUUGCACAUCUGUAAGAAGCGGGUACCCAAUGAACGUCAUUAUAUCGAGGAUAGACCGUGCAAACUUCGCUACUGUUACUCACCACCCUAUUUUCUCGCUUGUUUUCGUUAAAACAGCGUCUCCUGAAGAAAGAUUUGCUAAUAUAGAUGUAUGUUUGAAAUCUGGCAAACCAAAGUUAAUGUAA